GCCUUUCUGUUCUCAGGCCCUCCGCGCGCACCGCAACCGUUCCACCUGCGCGCCUUCGCGCUCGCCGCCCACCCCCCCGCGUCCGGUUCUGCGCCGGCGCGGGGCCCGCUAGGACGCGCGGGGGAUUUGUGAGGCGCAUGCGUGGUGCGCGGCCCGCCGCUCCGCUGUCGCUCGGGCACCGCCGUUGCCGCCUCCCUACCGGCAAGUGCGAGAAAGGGGAGCCGAGGGUCGUCGCCGCCGCCGCCACCACCAUGGGGAGAAAGUCGAGCAAGGCCAAAGAGAAGAAGCAGAGGCGACUGGAGGAGAGAGCGGCCAUGGAUGCUGUCUGUGCCAAAGUGGAUGCUGCCAACAGGCUUGGAGACCCUCUGGAGGCCUUCCCAGUCUUCAAGAAGUACGACCGCAAUGGGUUGAAUGUCUCCAUUGAAUGUAAGCGAGUGUCUGGAUUGGAGCCAGCCACUGUGGACUGGGCCUUCGACCUGACUAAAACCAAUAUGCAGACAAUGUAUGAGCAAAGUGAGUGGGGCUGGAAGGACCGAGAAAAACGGGAGGAAAUGACUGAUGACCGAGCCUGGUACCUCAUUGCUUGGGAAAACAGUUCCAUCCCAGUUGCCUUUUCUCACUUCCGGUUUGAUGUGGAGUGCGGGGAUGAAGUCCUUUACUGCUAUGAGGUGCAGUUGGAAAGCAAGGUCCGGCGGAAAGGCCUAGGGAAGUUCCUCAUUCAGAUCCUGCAGCUCAUGGCCAACAGCACACAGAUGAAGAAGGUGAUGCUAACUGUAUUUAAACACAAUCAUGGCGCCUAUCAGUUCUUCCGAGAGGCACUGCAAUUUGAAAUCGAUGACUCUUCCCCCAGCAUGUCUGGCUGCUGUGGGGAGGACUGCUCCUAUGAGAUACUGAGCCGGAGGACCAAGUUUGGGGACAGUCAGCACUCUCACACAGGCGGGCACUGUGGGGGCUGUUGCCACUGAACUCCUAGAACCAUUUGCAAGGGAAGUCACUCUCCUUAGGCCUGUCCUCACCCCUGGUCUUAUGCCACUUGCCAAGUACCCUGGAGCUGUGGGCACCUUAUCUCUGCAUGAGCCAGGUGCACCUUAGAAUACAGAACUUUGGGUAGCAGUACCCCCAGCUGCCUUUCCACCUCCCUCCUGGAGAAGCAGAGGUCCAGGGAGGGACACAGGAGAGAGGGUGCUGUGAGAAGGAUGACAGAUUCUCCACCAAGCCCAUCCUCGCGCAGUGGCUGCCUACUUGUUUAGUUCUUGGGCCCCUAAAAUGGAAGGCUCCCCACUUGUCUGCAGCUGGAUUCCUCACAGUGCCCACACCAUGCCCCAUAUGGACAAAUGGAAUGUUUUUACUCCCCUUUGUGAAAGACCUGGAGUCUGCUGGUCCCCAAAAAGGAUUGGACACAAAACAGUCCUUGGACCAAGUGCUCUCCCAGAGACCAUGUACCCUUGGUGCCAAGAUGCAAGCUUGUGCUUAUGGGGUGGCAUCUCGGGACCAGCCGACUUGAGGAGGGAGACUCUCUCUCCAUCACUGUCAGUAAGGCAGAGGAGACCAGAAGAGCGUCUCUUGUGUGCUUGCCUUAGGGAUGCGGCAUCUCUGGGCCUUUGGACUUUGCUGCAUUUUCAUGACCUUGACUCAGCUUUUUUACUCAAGAAAGAAACCGUGGUCCUGCUUGUUCUUACACCUCUCAACUUCCACCCAGAUACCUCUGUUCGUAGUCUCUAGGAGAGUAACCAGGGAGCCCCGUCUUCCCCCAAAAGGACCCUUCCUUCCUGGUCUUGUUGAUGCCGUUUCCUCCUAUUCUUGGUGCUGAUAGCUCUCUGAAGGUGGGGUACUCCCCUACUCCCCUCUCUGUCUGAGGAGUCUCAGCCAGCAGCAGGCCCUUUUGCCUGUUCCCCCAGCCCCAUCCUUCACUGCCUCAAUGAGGUACUCAUACCACUGUCCUGGCACCACUGGGAUGCGUCAGGAAUGCCUUUCAGUGGCCCACUGCUGCUUUUCUGUCACUGGUGUCACCCUACAGUGUCAGGCUAGAGCCAGGUAAAGGCCUUCAAAGAGGAUACAGGUUUAGAACGUGAACUGGUCCUGAUCUCUGGGUCAUGUUCUUCCAAGGAAGCAAACCAAACCCUCACCUAGGAAGACACACUUGCCACUUCCCCAUUGGCACCCCUGAGUUCUGCCUUAGGAGGCAAGGCAGAGAGCGCGCCUUUGUGCAGUCGCUCCUGACCUCAGAGUCUGUUCCCCUCACUCCCUGCCUGACUCAGGCUGGCUGUCCUGGCAAGUCUCCCCAGGACAGUCACUUCUUACCCAGACUCUUGGCUUGUGCAGUAGCUGGGUCAUAGAGGGUCCUUCUUGCCUGGUCUGCCCUCUGUUGGGCACCCUGUGCUGUCUUAGCCCUGCCAGCCUUGCCUUGGAGAAGGCCUCGCAGCUUUACACUGGACUAGCUCUACCUUUGUCUGGCCUGCUAGCUUC
This is a messenger RNA of Acomys russatus (golden spiny mouse), 2466 nucleotides long. RefSeq names its product N-alpha-acetyltransferase 40, NatD catalytic subunit (gene Naa40). The record is from RefSeq and is a predicted model, not a curated record. Lineage: Eukaryota; Metazoa; Chordata; Mammalia; Rodentia; Muridae. Gene Ontology annotation, molecular function: protein N-terminal-serine acetyltransferase activity; histone H4 acetyltransferase activity; histone H2A acetyltransferase activity. The coding region runs from base 138 to 965 and encodes 275 amino acids. The transcript has 8 exons. Gene Ontology annotation, cellular component: nucleus.